AUAGGGUUGCCUCUUCGUAGAUUACCGCUUAGACGUUGGCUGCCCCGUGCUCCCACAUCCGGCGAGAGUCAUACCACAUAAAUCAACUUCAAGUCCGCUUCUUUAUUCUCCCAGAUUCAGCAAUGAUUAGAUAAAUCAAUCAAUCCAUCACUGCAAGGUUUGAGCUCAUCAGUCAAAACUUGGGGGUAGAAUUUAAAGUUCAUACCUUUUAGGGUAUGCUUUGAUGUGAAGCCAACAACUAUUGGCUUGAUGAACACAGAUGCUGUUACUCUUUCCCAGGAGUUGGACAAAAAAGAUGGGGAAUUUUAGGUUUAGGUAAAAUAUUUGGAAAGAUUAGUAGUCUAUUGAGGGAUAAUUCUUAAACCUGGCAAAAUCUUCCUCCAAAACAUUAUACCGGACAACAUCAUUCUGAUAUCAUCGAUCAUGACAUAUACAGGCAUACUCCUCUGUCACAAUAUUGUUGAGAUCUAUUUAAGAAACCCUAAACUUAUUUUGAGAUGAAGUUACAAAGUUGAUGAAAUUAAAAUGAAAUUGAUCUAGAGAUAUAUAGGAGCAUAGUUUGUGGUUUACUUUUAUAUAGGUGCAUAAUUACUUUUUUUGCUAACUAAUAGUACUUGGUUGGAGUGGCCUUGUCAGGAGCUAGAUGGAUACUAAGAUGAGCAACAGCGAGUCUCCCCGGGUGUGCAGGUUCACCUUGUGCCCAAUUGCUCCGGAGGAUAACCAAGCUGUUCGCAUCAAGUUUGCUCAUCUGGGCAAGGAUGGAGUUUUCAAUAAAAGGAUAUCGACAGUUGAUUUCUCUGCAUCGGCUCGAGAUAGGGGCAUGUCAGACUGCAAUCUUGACGAUUUCUCAUCACAUCUGGCAGCAGCGGAUAACAUUCAUUUUGAACCUUUCCACCGUUUCUGGUUGGAAGAACGGCCCUAGUUCGAUGCGCUUGAUCCGUUGGAAGUGUUGGACGCGCUUAAUCCGUUGGAAGAGCCUUUUCGGAUGGGAAAACACCAAGGGAACAACAAGAAGAGGAGAGCGGACGACGAUGCAGCCAAGGACGACAAUGGCGAUGCAAGUCCUGCUCCUGCCGUGGACAUGGAGUAUUAAUCUUAUUUGUAGUAAAUCAUCUGUUCACCUGUUUUGUAUUGUUGCUCUGGAACAUGUAAAACUAAAUUAUUUGGUAUGCAUAUUUUGUGCAUGUGUGUUUUGUGGCAUUGCUGAGCUAACUUAACUGGUGGCCUAGUUUGUGGUGCCUAGUGGAUGUAUGU
Messenger RNA from Cuscuta campestris, 1254 nucleotides. Lineage: Eukaryota; Viridiplantae; Streptophyta; Magnoliopsida; Solanales; Convolvulaceae. The record is from the annotation of a GenBank genome assembly.